UGGCUUCGCGCCUUAUUUCUCUUCUAUUUGUAAAUUUUCCCACAACCCCUCGCUCUGGUAGAAGCAAAAAUCACUCCCGCCAUGCAUGAAGAGACUCAGAGAAUCCAUCAAAACCCUACUCACCAACGGUCUCUACUCAGAAGCCCUCAAAGCCUCCAUAGUCUCUCUUCCCAACCCUUACCUCACAGACCAAACCUACGCCCUCUUCAUCAAAUCCGGUCACUCCCUCGACCCCUACCUCUCCGCCACUCUCAUCUCCCACUUGUCCAAGCUCGGAGAUUUCUCUCGCGCUACCAAAUUUCUUUUCGACACCCAGAAACCCGAUAGUGUCUCCUUCAACGCCCUCAUUUCUGGAUUCGCCCGGUUUCGCCAACCCAGGCCCGUUUUCGAGCUCUUUCACAGUUUAAGACAUCUGGGUCUGAGACCUGAUGUGUUUACUUUGAGCUCUUUGGUGAAAGCGUGUGAGAGUUUGGAGGAAAACGAAGCUGCCCAUGGGGUUUGUUUGAGAAUGGGAUUUGGGUCGGCUGCGUAUUUGGUGAGUGGGUUUGUUGAGAAUUAUGCGAGAGCUGGGGAUGUUGAAAAUGCUGAGAAGUGUUUUGGGGAGUGUUUGGAAGUGGACAGUGUGGUUUGGACAGCAAUGGUUUCUGGGUAUGUGUGGAAUGGGGAAUUUGAGAGGAGUAAGGAGGUUUUUGUGGAGAUGAGGGGUAUGGGUAUGGAGCUAAAUGAGUUUUGCUUGACUGGGGUGCUUGGUGCAUUGUUUGAUGUCAGAGAGGGGGAACAAGUUCAUGGGAUUGGUGUUAAGAUGGGUUUGUUAUGCGGUGGAUCGAUCCAUUUGAAUAAUGCAAUUAUGAGCAUGUAUUGUAAGCGUGGGAAUAAGGUGGCUGCUGUUAGGGUGUUUGAUGAAAUUGUUCACCCAGAUGUUGUGUCUUGGACUGAGCGGAUAGGAGCUGCUUGUGAUGGUGUGGAAGCUUUUGAAUUAUUUAAAUUUUUGCAUUCUGGAGAUUUGGGGAUGAAUGAAUAUACAAUGAUCAAUAUUUUGUCUGCCAUCGCUGGCCCUAGGCUGUUGAAUUCUGGCAGGCAAGUCCAAGCACUUUGUCAAAAGGCGGGAUUUUUGCAGGUGAUUUGUGUUAGCAAUGCAUUGGUAUCCAUGUAUGGGAAGUGUGGUCGAAUGGAUGCUGCUAGUCGUAUUUUUGAUGAUAUGCUUCAUCGAGAUUCUGUUUCUUGGAAUUCUUUGAUUGCUGGGUACUCUGAGAAUCGAUUUGGUGGUCAGGCUCUUGAGGUGCUUUCUAAGAUGCGUGAUCUUUCAAUACAACCAAAUGAAUAUACUCUGGCUAGCAUUCUGGAAGUGACUGCCUACCCAGAUUCUGUAAAGCAAGCAAUGCAAAUCCAUUCGCAUAUGAUUAAAUGUGGCUUCAUGUCGGAUGAUUCUAUGGUGUCUUGCUUGAUUACAACAUAUGGGAAAUGUGGUAGGGUUGAUGAAUCAAAAGAAGUAUUCUCUGAGAUUGAGAAGAUCAAUGUGGCGCAUCUUAAUGCAAUGGCUAGUACCUUUGUUAACUCCGGGUGUCAUGCUGAUGCUCUAACAUUGUUCCACACCUCAAGAAGGUCAUACCUUGAGGUGGACAGCACAAUUUUCAGUAUUGUCCUUAAAGCUUGCAGUGUUAUAACAGAUUUGGUACAAGGAAGAGUAGUCCACUCCCUGUGUCUUAAAUUUGGAGUUGAUCAGGAUAGUUUUGUUGAAAGCACUAUUAUUGACAUGUACUGUAAGUGUGGAAGCAUAGGUGAUGCAGAGAAGGUUUUCAGGAUUAUAUCUAAAGACAAUUUGGCUGCUUGGAAUGCCAUGAUAAUGGGAUAUGCUCAACAUGGUUGUUUUCAUGAAGUUUCCGAGCUUUUUGAUAAGAUGUGCAAAUUUGGUGUAGAACCUGAUGAGAUAACUUUUCUUGGAGUUCUUACUUCAUGCUGUCAUGCAGGGCUGGUGAGAGAAGCACAUGCUUACUUAAACUCUAUGUUUCAACGUCAUGGAAUAAUCCCGCAUUUAGAACACUAUGCCUGCAUGGUUGACCUGCUUGGUCGAGUUGGACUCCUAGAAGAUGCAAUGAGGACAAUAGAUCAAAUGCCUAUUCACCCCGAUGCUCAUAUAUGGCAGAUUCUUCUGUCAGCCUGCAACGUCCAUGGAAAUGUUGCUCUGGGAAAUUUCGCAGCCAGAAAACUUCUUGAGCUGCAGCCUGGAAAUGAAUCUGCCUAUAUUCUUCUAUCAAAUCUCUAUGCUUCUGCUGGUUUGUGGAAUGCUGUUGGGAAAUUGAGGAAGGAAAUGAAAGAAAAUGUAAUUCGCAAAGAACCUGGUUAUAGUUGGAUUCAAAUUGGAGGAUCCAUGCAUUACCUUUUUGCUGGUGACACAUCACAUCCUGAGAGUAAAGAAAUAUAUAUGGAGCUAAUGAGGCUGUAUGAGCAUAUACUAGCGUCACCAGGACUGGAACAAAUUGAUGUUUUUCUAAUGGAAAUAUUUGCUAUGAACUAGAGGAAUUCAAUUUUGAUUUUUACCUCAAUUAACUAUGUGGGGGGUUUCUGUGUUUCCAGAACUCAUCAACUUUUAUUACCCUGUCAAAUCUAAUCAGGUCGGGGUAUGAAAUCCACUCAAUAGUGUAUUACAUUCGGCUUCAGAAAAUUCCUCUGGCCAGCAAAGGGAGGCACUAGUCUAAAAAGGCCAUAAAUUACGCUGGGCAGCUGUGCAUUCAAGUGGCAUUCUGCUCUUGAUAUUUUUGCGGAAUGCAGUAUCAGGAACCUCACUGGCCUUGCUGUCUGACUCUUGGAUCAG
Molecule: messenger RNA, 2812 nt
Organism: Alnus glutinosa
Lineage: Eukaryota; Viridiplantae; Streptophyta; Magnoliopsida; Fagales; Betulaceae
Product: pentatricopeptide repeat-containing protein At4g13650-like
Exons: 2
Coding region: 86-2515 (809 amino acids)
Biological process (GO): RNA modification
Molecular function (GO): protein binding; RNA binding
Source: RefSeq, a predicted model, not a curated record